AUGGCACAGAAGGUUGGUGACCUGAUAGAAUUCUUCAGAGGAGGAUACGAGCACUGGGCUGUGUACAUCGGGGAGGGUUAUGUCAUUCACCUGACGUCUCACUCUGCACAGGGAAGUGGGUCCGCCAGCGUGAUAGGUCCCUUAGCCAUUGUGAAGAAGGAGAAGCUGGAGGUCGUGGCGGGAAAAAGCAAGUGGAGAGUCAAUAACAUCCAGGACAGCAAACGUCAGCCCCGCCCUACAAAGGAUAUCAUAAUGGAAGCGACAGCCAUGGUGGGCAAGACCGUGUCUUACAAACUCACAAAGGCCAACUGUGAACACUUUGCCACAUAUCUGCGAUAUGGCAAGCCAGAGUCACGCCAGGUCUCCCAGGCCGAGGAAGCAGGGUUGAUGGCUGUAGCGGUUGGUGCUGCUGCACUAACAAUCGCUGGUGCUGCAGCAGCAGCAUUCUUGUUUGGUGGUGGCAAGAAGGAGAAGAAGAGUGAAUAA
Molecule: messenger RNA, 486 nt
Organism: Engraulis encrasicolus (European anchovy)
Lineage: Eukaryota; Metazoa; Chordata; Actinopteri; Clupeiformes; Engraulidae
Product: phospholipase A and acyltransferase 3-like
Exons: 4
Coding region: 1-486 (161 amino acids)
Biological process (GO): N-acylphosphatidylethanolamine metabolic process
Cellular component (GO): cytoplasm
Molecular function (GO): A2-type glycerophospholipase activity; glycerophospholipid phospholipase A1 activity
Source: RefSeq, a predicted model, not a curated record